Molecule: messenger RNA, 168 nt
Organism: Paramuricea clavata
Lineage: Eukaryota; Metazoa; Cnidaria; Anthozoa; Malacalcyonacea; Plexauridae
Source: the annotation of a GenBank genome assembly
AUGCAAAGAAGUGGAAGAACGAUAUCGCUAAGGAAGAGAAAAGACGCCGAAAGGAAGUCACGGACUGGAAAGCCGAGGGCCAAAAGUGGAAGAAGGAGACCCAGCGCCUGCGACGGAAUGCAAGGGCUCGGGAAAGGCGAGCUGAAGAAAACCGAAGAAUCGCAGAGG